AUGACGACCUUACCAUUCACCUCAUCUACAAUUGACCAAGUACGAUUAAAUCUAAUACACUACAACCUUUGGACCCAAGUGGAAGUACACAACAAUUAUAUACUAAGCGGUUUACCCCCCUCCAAAUUGGUUUCUACUGAUCCUGAUUCGAAACAUGAAUGGAUUGUAUGUAAACGAUUGAAUGAGCAUCGCAAAUUGAAAGUGAGGGAAAUUAAUUCUUGGUUCGAGGAGAUAAAAGAGUAUAAAAAGGAUGGAAGCGAGGAUGGCACUUCGGGAGACGUCGAUGAGCCAGAUUCCUGUACUGAAACCAGCAUGCAAAAUUCUAAUAUCAAUGAUGCACAGCAAAAUGAAGUUGAAAACCAACUCCCAUGUAUCUCUGUCCAAAAGGAAUCAAUCUCCGAAGACAAUCAUUCGUCUACUUCCAUUUGGAAACCGAUUGAUAAUACCAUGAAUGGUAAAGGACGAGUACGUAGGCUAACAAUUGCAUUGAUUAACGACGACGGUACAAUAGUCUACUACUUCAUUCAUGAUGGAAUCACCAAACCUCGACAAAACUAA
This is a messenger RNA of Lodderomyces parapsilosis, 558 nucleotides long. RefSeq names its product Sen15p (gene SEN15). Gene Ontology annotation, biological process: tRNA-type intron splice site recognition and cleavage; tRNA splicing, via endonucleolytic cleavage and ligation. Gene Ontology annotation, molecular function: nucleic acid binding. Gene Ontology annotation, cellular component: tRNA-intron endonuclease complex. The coding region runs from base 1 to 558 and encodes 185 amino acids. Lineage: Eukaryota; Fungi; Ascomycota; Pichiomycetes; Serinales; Debaryomycetaceae. The transcript has a single exon. The record is from RefSeq and is a predicted model, not a curated record.